This is a messenger RNA of Paramuricea clavata, 798 nucleotides long. The record is from the annotation of a GenBank genome assembly. NCBI's taxonomy places the organism in Eukaryota, Metazoa, Cnidaria, Anthozoa, Malacalcyonacea, Plexauridae.
AUGACUUCUUGUGGAUUCAAAUCUUUAGUUAGUAGUCCUUGCGGCUCUAGCAAGUAUCAAAAACAAGCCAGUGAGAGUAUAAUUCUGUUAAAGUGUACUAAGGAUAUCAAAGGUAAUCUGAAAAGAUUGAAUACUUACGACUCCAACUUGAAAAAGGAAACAACAUUAAUCCUUGCUGGCACAGGUAAGUGCAAUACUAUGUAUGUUACAUGUUAGUAUUUGCAAGCUUUGUGGUGAACUAGCUAUUAGACAUUGCUAUUUGCUGUUGUUUUCUCAUUCAUUUAUCAGAAUCAUUACUUUCCUCAUAAUAGUCAUAAUCAAUACUGAUCUUUAUCCUCAUCAUCAACAACUGUAUUUGUCUUCUUAGGUGUAUUCGAUGUAGAUGAAUCUCACCUUCAUUUAACGAUCUGUCCAUGCUACAGAGAUGAGUAUGGUAUCAGGUGAAUCACAAACAAGAAAAAUUGUGCUUGUCCUACUAAUUGGGCUCCCCAUAAAAUAAUGCAAUGAAGAGGUCAUCGUGGGAUAACACUUCAACAAUCUAGUCUGUUAUACAAUUAUACCUCAACAGUUGUACCAGUUGCUUUGCGUAAGUAUAACAUGUUGACCACACAUUGUCGUUCACUGGCUGCACGUUUCUAACUAAAUGAUCUAUUUCUUUUCAAAGCAAUUUGUAAGAGAUGUCGAAUUCUUUUGGGAAAGAGUCCAUCACCAAAUACCUCCUUGACUGAAGAACAAGAGCAAACAGACACAUUCACUACAGAAUUAUCAGAAGAACACCCAACUCCCCAGCAUUGGUGA